GGAGGGAGAGAAAGAGAGCGUGGGAACAAAUACCUACCCCUGUCGCUGCAUUCGCAGAUGCUUCCUCGAAAUUUCAAAGAUAAUAUAAUUUCCUAUCUGUUCCUGUUCGUCCCAUUUUCAACUCGUUAGUCACAAAGGUUUGAUCCGCAAAAUCAUUGGCUCAUCGCACAUCGGCUAGUUCUGGUCUGCGCUUCGGAUUAGGGUUUGGAAGAUUUUCCCUCAGACGCGGGAACUUUGGGUUUCGGUUGGUUGUACUCGUCCGGAUGAACCCUAGAGGAAGAUAUCCUCCAGGAAUCGGCAAUGGCCGCGGAGGCAGCGUUGAGCCGAAUGUCAACUUUUAUCCACGGGGACAUCAGCUUCAGCAGCACUACGUCGAGAGAAAUCCCGCACAGAGCCAGCAAAAUCAACAAUUCCAGCAUCAGCAGCAGCAAUGGCUAAGGAGGAAUCAGAUGGAAAGACAUUCUGGUUCUAAUGAGCUGGUGAAACCAGUUCCCUCUGAUGCCAUUGAUUCCAGCUCACAAGAUUGGAAAGCUCAAUUAAGAUUACCAGCUGCAGACACACGCUACAAGACAGAGGAUGUAACAGCAACCAAAGGAAAUGAUUUUGAAGAUUACUUUCUGAAGAGGGAAUUGCUUAUGGGUAUAUAUGAGAAAGGAUUUGAAAGGCCUUCACCUAUUCAAGAAGAAAGCAUCCCUAUUGCUCUUACCGGACGUGACAUUCUUGCUAGAGCCAAAAACGGGACAGGGAAAACUGCUGCUUUCUGCAUUCCAGCAUUAGAAAAAAUUGAUCAAGACAAGAAUGUUAUCCAAGUUGUCAUACUAGUUCCCACCCGUGAGUUGGCUCUACAAACAUCUCAAGUUUGUAAGGAGCUGGCGAAGCACUUGAAGGUUCAGGUUAUGGUUACAACUGGAGGAACAAGCUUAAAAGAUGAUGUCAUGCGUUUGUAUCAACCAGUCCACCUAAUUGCUGGAACACCUGGUCGAAUCCUAGAUCUUGCAAAAAAGGGUGUUUGUGUCUUGCAGGACUGUUCAAUGCUCAUUAUGGACGAGGCAGACAAGCUUCUGUCUCCAGAAUUCCAGCCCUCAAUUGAGCAGCUAAUUCAUUUUCUUCCUGAAAAUAGACAGAUAUUACUGUUUUCGGCUACUUUUCCUGUGACAGUCAAGGACUUCAAAGACCGAUAUCUGCGAAAGCCUUACAUAAUUAACCUUAUGGAUGAGCUCACUCUCAAGGGAAUAACACAAUAUUACGCUUUUGUAGAAGAAAGGCAGAAGGUCCACUGCUUGAAUACUCUUUUCUCAAAGCUUCAAAUCAACCAGUCUAUUAUAUUUUGCAACUCUGUUAACCGUGUAGAAUUAUUGGCUAAGAAAAUUACUGAGCUUGGUUUUUCAUGCUUCUACAUUCAUGCUAAAAUGUUGCAAGACCAUCGGAAUCGUGUAUUCCAUGACUUCCGUAAUGGUGCAUGCAGAAAUCUUGUCUGUACAGAUCUAUUUACAAGGGGAAUUGAUAUUCAAGCAGUUAAUGUUGUCAUUAAUUUUGAUUUUCCAAAGAACUCGGAAACAUAUCUACAUAGGGUUGGUCGCUCAGGAAGGUUUGGCCACCUUGGUUUAGCUGUCAAUCUGAUCACCUAUGAAGACCGUUUCAACCUUUAUAGGAUUGAACAAGAGCUUGGGACUGAAAUAAAGCAGAUUCCUUCACAAAUAGAUCAAGCUAUAUACUGCAGUUGAUGGAUUGUGGAUUGUACAUACUUGCCUUUGGUCAAAAACUGUAUUUGUAAAUACCAGUUUAUGGAUUUGGUCUAUUAACUUAAAGUUUCCAUGGAUGAGUCAAUUCAUUGAGGGAGUUUCAUGCCUGGCUCAUAUCAAAAUUUAGUUUAUUAUGAUUAUUAUGCUGUGGGACUUAGCUUUUCACGUAUUUGGUACUGUAUCUUCUCUUCAGAAGAUCUAAACUUUACUUUUUCUGCAAUCCCUUCCCAGUUACUUUCUCUUAAGCUGUCCUUGCAGUUUUUGAACGUAAUGUAGGUGACAGAUGUGUGUGAUAUCAUGCCUUCUAUUUUAAACUGUUUUCAGAGCUUGUUAUGGGAUAUUUUCUACUUGUGCAUGGAAUUUGCGUCCUUCUAUUCCAAGUUGUCUUCACUUGUUAUUAUCAAAUCAUGAACAUUUGUUAAGAUCGAAUUAUUGGCUGAAGA
Messenger RNA from Dendrobium catenatum, 2185 nucleotides. Its product is annotated as DEAD-box ATP-dependent RNA helicase 8-like. Gene Ontology annotation, biological process: P-body assembly; cytoplasmic stress granule assembly. Lineage: Eukaryota; Viridiplantae; Streptophyta; Magnoliopsida; Asparagales; Orchidaceae. Gene Ontology annotation, molecular function: ATP binding; RNA helicase activity; mRNA binding. The coding region runs from base 264 to 1724 and encodes 486 amino acids. Gene Ontology annotation, cellular component: cytoplasmic stress granule; P-body. The record is from RefSeq and is a predicted model, not a curated record. The transcript has 11 exons.